UGCUGGGGCCGGGCUAGGAGGAAGAGAGGACACUGGACAGCAGCAGCUGCGCAGCCGCAGACCCAAUCCUGUCGCAGACAGACUCAGCGCGAGACUGCCUAGCACGAGUCCCAUCACGCACUGGUCACAUGACCGCUCUGUGUUAUCACGUGAUCAGAGCUCAGGGAAGAUGGCGGUAGAAGAGGACCAGGAAGCGCUGCUACCCGGGUCGGGCGAUGGAAGCCCUGGCAGAACUGAACGGAGGCAGAUGUCGGCAAUCUGUGACCCCAGUAGGUUCGCUCAUCGGGUCGUGGUGCUGGUCCUUAUGUGCUUCUUGGGCUUUGGCAGCUAUUUCUGCUAUGACAACCCAGCAGCACUGCAAACUCAGGUGCAAUUGGACAUGAAGGUGAAUACAGCAAACUUCAUGCAGCUGUAUGCGUUUUAUUCCUGGCCUAAUGUAGUGCUUUGCUUCUUUGGAGGAUUUCUCAUUGACCGGCUGUUUGGAAUUCGGUUGGGAACUAUAAUAUUUAGCCUGUUUGUGUGUGCUGGGCAGGUUAUAUUUGCAGCAGGAGCCUUAUUUAAUGCUUUCUGGCUAAUGGAAGUUGGUCGACUUGUAUUUGGGAUUGGUGGGGAAUCCCUUGCUGUUGCUCAGAAUACAUAUGCGGUCAGUUGGUUCAAAGGGAAGGAGCUGAACUUGGUGUUUGGCUUGCAGCUCAGUAUGGCGAGAGUGGGCAGCACAGUGAAUAUGAAUGUCAUGGGGCUUGUGUACGAGAGGAUAAAGGAUGCUAUGGGGGCAGCAGGCUACACUACACUUGGUGUAACCCUCAUGAUUGGCUCAAUAACGUGUCUGUUUUCCUUGAUAUGUGCCUUCGUUCUUGGUUACCUGGACAGAAGAGCUGAAAAAAUAUUAAACAAAGAACAGGGAAAAACUGGGGAAGUCAUUAAGCUUACGGAUGUCAAGGACUUUUCCCUCAGUCUCUGGUUGAUAUUUUUAGUAUGCGUGUUUUACUAUGUAGCCGUGUUUCCUUUCAUUGGACUUGGAAAAGUUUUCUUCAUUGAGAAAUACCAGUUUUCUCCCCUCCAAGCUGGAGCAAUAAACAGUGUGGUUUACAUCAUCUCUGCACCACUGUCCCCGGUAUUUGGAUUUGUAGUUGACCGGGUAGGGAAAAACAUAAUUUGGGUGAUGGUUGCAGUUGUGGCGACUCUUGCUGCCCACCUCAUGUUGGCGUUCACUUUCUGGAAUCCAUGGAUUGCUAUGAGUUUAUUGGGGGUUUCCUAUUCUCUUUUGGCCUGUGCUUUGUGGCCUAUGGUGGCCUUUGUUGUUCCAGAGCAUCAACUGGGUACAGCAUAUGGAUUCAUGCAGUCCAUACAGAACCUGGGUCUUGCCAUUAUUGCCAUCGUUGCAGGUGUUAUUCUGGACUCCCGAGGAUAUCUGUUCCUAGAAGUCUUCUUCAGUGCUUGCAUUUGCAUGGCCAUUAUCGCUGUGUUUAUGCUGUAUUUUGUCAACCUCCUUAGAGGUGGAGAUCUUAAUUUAUCUUCAUGGGAGCGGGAAAAACUUCAGAAAAAAGCUGAGAUUGAAGAAGAAACUGAAUAGCAAAAUGUCAUCUUCACGUAUGCAGAAAGUGGUCAGCAAUCUGUCAACUCGAAGAGCCUUAGUGUCUUCUGAGCUUGCUACAAAUAGUCAAAUCAUUACGUCACUUUAAUUACCUUCCAUAAAGUAACCAUCUUACAGUAAGACUGUAGUAAGAACUCUUGUUACAGGCCAAAAGAGCGCUUUCCUGUCAGCGGAGAGUGUUUGCACGUUGGCAGUGCCAGAAGGGACUUGAGUAGGAUAAGUGCAUAUGUGGCAUUAGUCUUUCAUUAUGGUCAAUAUAUGCUUUUUGUUUUCUCUUGAUUGUUUUACUUGACAUUCCUUGUGACAUAAGUCACAAAUUGCUUAACUGAGAUCACUUUAUUUUAUAAAGCUCUUAUAUCUGUUCUUCUAGCACUUAAUCUGUGGAAGUACUAUUUGCUACAGUAUUUCCUAACAUUUCUUGGAUCAAAAUGAUAAGGGCAUUAAGUGACAAUGGAGUGUUUCCUUCAGGCGCAUAGGGUAGCCACUAAGACUUAAUUUCUUAGGUGCAUUUAACUGCUGUGCCCCCCCCCCCCCCAAGUUCAUUAAAUGUAAUGUUUUUAAAGCUCAAAGACUUAUUAGUUUUAGAAGCACAAUUGUAGCACAGUCGGACGCACAUAAGGGUACUUAAGGAUUGUACUGUUCAUAAUGCACUUUGAUUAACAUGUUUUUAAAGGGGAGCAAAAACUGCCAGUCUGAGUAAUAUACAGAAAUAUAUUAUCAGGAGAACGUUACAUGUAUCUGUGUCUGAGGGUAUAAGAAACUGGAAGGAGCAUAUUUAUUCUCCUCAAAAAUGGUUUUAUUGAUUUUUGCUUGAGCUAAGCAACUCUUAAGUUUGGUUGAAAUUAACAUUUGUUUUUAAUUUAGUGGUGUAUAUGAAAGGUACUCUGGUGCCUUGCAGGAGGCAAAGCCUGUAAUUUUGGCCUCAGACACACCAACAUUUACCUGCUUUUUUUUACUGCUAGUAUAAACACCUCAUUUUAGAAAUUACUGUAUUUCAGCAUGUGCUGUUCUGAAAAGCAACCCCUGGAAGCACAUAAAUGGUGACAUGCUUAUGCUAGUGACAGUGGUUAGUCCCAUUAUAUGCAUUAAGAACACAUAUUCCAAUGGGUAUGAGCCUUUCCUCUGUGUUCUUAGUCAUUAUUAAACAUCAGUGAUGUGAGGUGAGGCAGAGCCUCUCUUGUCAUACACCAGUAUACUGCAGAGUAUUGACUAUAAAAAUUAUAUGAAAAAUGCUAAAAUAUAUCUGCUUUUGUAGUAUUCUAAUAAUUUUUAUAGUUAAAUCUCUGCAGUAUACUGGUCUAUGACAGGUGAGGCAGUGCCCACCUUGUCCACACAUCUCUGAUCAGAACUCACCAAAUUUACAGCAGUACAUACUGCUGCAUCUGUGUGUAAUGCUCACAUGAGCCCUCAGGUUCAUAUAUGUGUGUAACUCAGGCUCUGAUAGCCAGUGUUUUCCUAGCCAUUUACAUUGCUUAACGUCUUUGUUAAACAUAUAUGGGCAGAUGUAUUAACCUGGAGAAUGGCUCCAAUAUGCAAAUUGACAGGAGCUGACUGGCUGGUGCGUUUAUCACCUUGCACUUAUCACUGGUUUAUCACCUUGCACUUAUCACUGGUUUAUCACUUCCUUAUGCCUUCUCCAGGUUAAUACAUCUGCCCCAUAGUUCUCUGUACUAAAGCUACAGCUCAGAACAUUAUGAUUUAUAGAUAUCCUGUGUUAUGCAUGCCUUGCUUUUUACAUGUACAUCAUUACUUGCAUACAUUUGGCCAUUCUGUCCAGAAUGCUCUACCCACUAAUGUGUGUGUGUGUGUGUGUGUGUGUGGCAGUGAGCUGUACUGCACUAUAUCUCAUUUCUGUUGCUCUGUGAAAACUGCUUUUGUUUUAUUUGUUCAUUUCCUAGCGUUGAAAUCUGUUGUAUUCAGCAUUAGCAAGGUGUUUGUUUGUUUUUUUGUCAGUUUUAUGUACUUAAGUGUGAUUUGUGUGAUUUGGGUCUCUAAAUCUAAAACCAUUUUUUGUUCCGUUCAUGUUACAUAAUUGGGAUACUUUAAGUGUGUGAUUUGCGCUGCUCUUUGCUUGGAAUUGUGGACACGUUACCCCUGUCACUGUGCGCAGUAUUGUAUAAUAUAGGUUUUUAUGUUAUAAAAAGUUGUGUACAAGUAUGUAGCACUGUGUGAUGUCACUACAUGGUAGAUUUCCAGCUACGUCACUCUCUGCUAGGGAUCCAGCUAAUAGCUGGCUAUGGUCAUUUCAGUUUUAUUUAACUUUGUGAUGUUCCAGGUACCGCAGUAUCUUAAAUGGUUAUGGCAUAAUCUUGCCAUAAGCUUUACCUCACAGGCAGGACGUGGCUAAGUAUGGCAUGGUCUUAAGACAAAACAGUAAAUAUAUGGGAAAUAACCUUUUUUUUUUUUUCUUUUUUUUAACUUAAUGUAUACAUUAUAUAAUGUUAGAAUACAUGAAACCGUUUUGUUAAUGUAUAUCUGGGUUUUCUAUUUAGCUAGUGUAGAAGUCUUUCACUGAAAAAUGAUGAUGUGACAUUGCUCAAUGGACCCGCUAUUUGCUUGAUCUAAAAACAUUUUUGCAGACUUGUGUAAAAAUGUCUGGAAUUUUUGUAAUUUAAUUUUUGUUAUUGCUAAUGAUGCGAGAAAUCAGGCCAUACAGUGUAUGGAAGAGACUAGAUGUCUUAAUUUUUUUUUUUUCUUAUUAUUAUUAUUUGGAUCAACUUGAUUUUUUUUAUUUUUUUUUACUUCCUACCUCAUUUACCUGUUUACAUACCAUACUUUUUAUUUCUCUAUCGUC
Molecule: messenger RNA, 4388 nt
Organism: Pseudophryne corroboree (corroboree frog)
Lineage: Eukaryota; Metazoa; Chordata; Amphibia; Anura; Myobatrachidae
Gene: MFSD1
Product: major facilitator superfamily domain containing 1
Exons: 16
Coding region: 170-1573 (467 amino acids)
Biological process (GO): transmembrane transport
Cellular component (GO): lysosome
Molecular function (GO): transmembrane transporter activity
Source: RefSeq, a predicted model, not a curated record